UUUCCGGAUUGUUUCUCUCCCGAGCAGCCUCCACCACCGCCAUUGAAGGUCCAGUGUGUUCAGUGCAGCGGUAUCAGACCGUCAUCACUGGGGAAGCAAGUAAACAGCAAAAGGACAAUUACAAUCACCAGUAUAUUGACAACACAUUGUCAUACAAGUCUAACCAAUUGGACUUUAAACGAGCCUUUUCCUGGCUGUCCGGCUAGGAUCUGAGAAGAAGCCGUAGUGUGUUAGCAUUAGGAGAAUCGGGAGGAGAGCAAAGGAACCGCCAUGGCUCAGAUCCUGCCUAUUCGCUUUCAGGAGCACCUGCAGCUCCAGAACUUGGGCAUUAACCCAGCCAACAUUGGGUUCAGCACCCUGACGAUGGAGUCUGAUAAGUUCAUCUGUAUCCGGGAGAAGGUGGGGGAGCAGGCACAGGUGGUGAUCAUCGACAUGGCCGACCCCAACACUCCCAUCCGCAGACCAAUCUCUGCAGACAGCGCCAUCAUGAACCCUGCCUCCAAAGUCAUUGCACUUAAAGACGCCGCCAAAACCCUUCAGAUCUUUAACAUUGAGAUGAAGAGCAAGAUGAAGGCCCACACCAUGACUGAUGACGUCACCUUCUGGAAGUGGAUCUCCCUGAACACAGUGGCACUUGUGACUGACAAUGCUGUCUACCAUUGGAGCAUGGAGGGGGACUCCCAGCCAAUCAAAGUCUUUGACCGGCACUCCAGCCUGGCGGGCUGUCAAAUCAUCAACUACCGCACUGACGCCAAGCAGAGAUGGCUGCUGCUCAUUGGCAUCUCCGCACAGCAAAACCGUGUGGUGGGUGCCAUGCAGCUGUACUCUGUGGACAGGAAGGUGUCACAGCCCAUCGAGGGCCAUGCCGCAGGCUUCGCACAGUUCAAGAUGGAGGGCAACACAGAGGAGUCCACACUGUUCUGCUUUGCUGUGAGAGGACAGGCUGGGGGAAAGUUGCACAUCAUUGAGGUGGGCACCCCAGCCACAGGGAACCAGCCUUUUCCAAAGAAAGCAGUGGAUGUGUUCUUCCCUCCAGAGGCUCAGAAUGACUUCCCAGUGGCCAUGCAGAUAAGCUCCAAGCAGGAUGUGGUGUUCCUCAUCACCAAAUAUGGCUACAUCCACCUGUAUGAUCUGGAGACUGGCACCUGCAUCUACAUGAACAGGAUCAGCGGGGAGACCAUCUUUGUUACGGCCCCUCACGAAGCCACUGCCGGCAUCAUUGGGGUCAACAGGAAAGGACAGGUUCUGUCAGUGUGUGUGGAGGAGGAGAACAUCAUCCCUUACAUCACCAAUGUGCUGCAGAACCCAGACCUUGCCCUGCGCAUGGCCGUCCGUAACAACCUGGCCGGGGCCGAGGAGCUGUUCGCGCGCAAGUUCAACAACCUGUUUGCCGGCGGAAACUACUCUGAAGCUGCCAAGGUGGCCGCCAACGCACCAAAGGGCAUCCUGCGUACUCCAGACACCAUCCGUAAGUUCCAGAGUGUGCCAGCCCAGCCGGGCCAGACCUCUCCCCUGCUGCAGUACUUUGGCAUCCUGCUGGACCAGGGCCAGCUCAAUAAGUUUGAGUCUCUGGAGCUGUGCAGGCCCGUCCUACAGCAGGGACGCAAGCAGCUGCUGGAGAAGUGGCUCAAAGAGGACAAGCUGGAGUGUUCUGAGGAGCUGGGGGACCUGGUGAAGUCAGUGGACCCCACCCUGGCUCUCUCCGUCUACCUGAGGGCCAAUGUACCCAACAAGGUCAUCCAGUGCUUCGCUGAGACCGGACAGUUCCCCAAGAUAGUCCUGUACGCCAAGAAGGUGGGCUACACUCCAGACUGGAUCUUCCUGCUGAGGAACGUGAUGAGGAUCAGUCCAGAACAGGGCCUGCAGUUCUCCCAGAUGCUGGUCCAGGACGAGGAGCCUUUGGCUGACAUCACACAGAUCGUGGAUGUCUUUAUGGAGUAUAACCUGAUCCAGCAGUGUACCUCCUUCCUAUUGGACGCCCUGAAAAACAACAGGCCUUCUGAGGGGCCGCUGCAGACAUGCCUUCUGGAGAUGAACCUCAUGCACGCCCCACAGGUUGCUGAUGCCAUCCUGGGCAACCAGAUGUUCACCAACUACGACCGUGCCCACAUAGCCCAGCUGUGUGAGAAGGCUGGUCUGCUGCAGAGAGCUUUAGAGCACUACACUGACUUGUACGACAUCAAACGGGCCGUGGUGCACACACACCUUCUCAACCCAGAGUGGCUGGUGAACUUCUUUGGCUCCCUCUCAGUGGAGGACUCUCUGGAGUGCCUGAGGGCCAUGUUGUCUGCCAACAUCCGUCAGAACCUGCAGAUCUGUGUCCAGGUGGCUUCCAAGUACCACGAGCAGCUCUCCACCAACUCUCUAACGGAGCUCUUCGAGUCCUUCAAGAGUUUUGAGGGUCUGUUCUACUUCCUGGGUUCCAUUGUUAACUUCAGCCAGGACCUAGAGGUCCACUUCAAGUACAUCCAGGCAGCCUGCAAGACGGGACAGAUCAAAGAGGUGGAGAGGAUCUGCAGAGAGAGCAACUGCUACGACCCCGAACGAGUCAAGAACUUCCUCAAGGAGGCCAAGCUGACUGACCAGCUCCCACUCAUCAUUGUGUGUGACCGCUUCGACUUUGUCCAUGACCUGGUCCUCUACCUGUACCGUAACAACCUGCAGAAAUACAUUGAGAUCUAUGUGCAGAAAGUGAACCCCAGCCGUCUACCAGUGGUGAUUGGAGGGCUUCUGGACGUGGACUGUUCUGAGGACGUCAUUAAGAGUCUGAUCCUGGUGGUCAGAGGACAGUUCUCCACUGAUGAACUGGUGGCUGAGGUGGAGAAGAGGAACCGACUGAAGCUUCUCCUCCCCUGGCUGGAGGCCCGUAUCCAUGAGGGCUGUGAGGAGCCCGCUACCCACAAUGCCCUGGCCAAGAUCUACAUUGACAGCAACAACAACCCCGAGCGCUUCCUGCGUGAGAACCCCUACUACGACAGCCGCGUGGUGGGCAAGUACUGCGAGAAGAGGGACCCUCACCUGGCCUGCGUUGCCUACGAGAGAGGACAGUGUGACCAGGAACUCAUCAACGUGUGCAAUGAGAACUCCCUAUUCAAGAGUCUGUCUCGCUACCUGGUCCGUCGCAGAGACCCGGACCUGUGGGCCAGCGUGCUGCUGGAGAGCAACCCCUUCAGAAGACCACUCAUUGACCAGGUGGUGCAGACAGCCCUGUCUGAGACCCAGGACCCAGAGGAGGUGUCAGUCACAGUAAAGGCCUUCAUGACUGCAGACUUGCCCAACGAACUCAUUGAGCUGUUGGAGAAGAUCGUACUGGAUAACUCUGUCUUCAGUGAACACAGAAACCUGCAGAACCUGCUGAUCCUGACGGCCAUCAAGGCAGACCGGACCCGUGUGAUGGAGUACAUCAACCGCCUGGACAACUAUGACGCCCCAGACAUUGCCAACAUUGCCAUCAGCAACGAGCUCUUCGAGGAGGCAUUUGCUAUCUUCAGGAAGUUUGACGUCAACACCUCUGCUGUGCAGGUUCUCAUUGAGCACAUUGGGAACCUGGAUCGAGCCUAUGAGUUUGCCGAGCGCUGCAACGAGCCAGCUGUGUGGAGCCAGCUGGCCAAGGCUCAGCUGCAGAAGGGCCUGGUCAAGGAGGCUAUCGACUCCUACAUCAAGGCUGACGACCCUUCUGCCUACAUGGAGGUGGUACAGGCCGCCGACCAGAGUGGUAACUGGGAGGACCUGGUGAAGUUCCUUCAGAUGGCCCGUAAGAAGGCCCGGGAGUCCUACGUGGAGACAGAGCUCAUCUUCGCCCUGGCCAAGACCAACCGCCUGGCUGAGCUGGAGGAGUUCAUCAAUGGACCCAACAACGCCCACAUCCAACAGGUCGGCGACCGCUGUUACGACGAGAAAAUGUACGACGCGGCCAAGUUACUGUACAACAACGUGUCCAACUUUGGCCGUCUGGCGUCCACCCUGGUGCACCUCGGGGAGUACCAGGCGGCUGUGGACGGGGCCCGCAAGGCCAACAGCACUAGGACCUGGAAGGAGGUGUGCUUUGCCUGCGUGGAUGGAAAGGAGUUCCGCCUGGCACAGAUGUGUGGCCUCCACAUCGUGGUGCAUGCUGACGAACUGGAGGAGCUUAUCAACUACUACCAGGACCGUGCUUACUUUGAGGAGCUGAUCACCAUGCUGGAGGCAGCCCUGGGGCUGGAACGGGCUCACAUGGGCAUGUUCACUGAGCUGGCCAUCCUCUACUCCAAAUUCAAACCCCAGAAGAUGAGGGAGCACCUGGAGCUCUUCUGGUCCAGAGUCAACAUUCCAAAGGUUCUGCGGGCGGCGGAGGAGGCCCACCUGUGGGCGGAGCUGGUGUUUCUGUACGAUAAGUACGAGGAGUUUGACAAUGCCAUCAUCACCAUGAUGAACCACCCCACCGACGCCUGGAAGGAGGGCCAGUUCAAAGACAUCAUCACCAAGGUGGCCAACGUGGAGCUGUAUUACAAAGCAACUCAGUUCUAUUUGGAGUUCAAGCCGUUGUUACUGAAUGACCUGCUCAUAGUGCUGUCCCCCAGACUGGACCACUCCCGUGCUGUCAACUUCUUCAGCAAGGUGAAACAGCUGCCCCUGGUCAAGCCCUACCUGCGCUCUGUACAGAACCACAACAACAAGUCUGUCAAUGAAGCACUUACCAACCUCUUCAUCACAGAGGAGGACUAUCAGGCUCUGAGGACCUCUAUAGAUGCCUAUGACAACUUUGACAACAUCUCGCUUGCCCAGCGCUUGGAGAAACACGAGCUGAUUGAGUUCAGGAGGAUCGCUGCCUACCUCUUCAAGGGAAACAACCGCUGGAAACAGAGUGUGGAGCUCUGCAAGAAGGACAAACUCUACAAGGAUGCCAUGCAGUACGCGUCAGAGUCCAAGGAUACAGAGUUGGCUGAGGAGCUACUGGGCUGGUUCCUGACCGAGGACAAAAAGGAGUGCUUUGCCGCCUGCCUCUUCACCUGUUAUGACCUGCUGAGGCCAGACGUGGUGCUGGAGACGGCCUGGAAGCACAACAUCAUGGACUUCUCCAUGCCCUACUUCAUCCAGGUCAUGAGAGAGUAUCUCUUCAAGGUUGAUGCAAUUAAGGAAAAGGUGGACAAGCUGGAGACCUCUGAGUCCCUAAGGAAAGAGGAGGAGCAGGCGACAGAGACACAACCCAUCGUCUAUGGUCCUGAUAACUUAGUAAAUGGCACACCCCAGCUUAUGCUGACUGCUGGCCCAAGCGUGCCCGUGCCCCCCCAGCAGGCCUAUGGCUACGGUUACCAGGCUCCUGCAGGCUACCCCCAGGCACCUCAGGCCCAACCAGGCUUUGGCUACGGCAUGUAAAGGUCUCCUGGCAAGCCCUGGAGCCCAUCCAUCUCUCUCAGCUCAGUCCUUCACUAGGCUUUUACCAUCUUCUCACAACAUUUAGUGGAUUCAAACAAGCAGUUUUUUUUUAUGUUUUUGUUUUCCUUAAAAAAAAAAAACCUCAUGAAGGACAUUUUUCUGUUAUCAAAGAAAAAGAUUGGCUCACAAUUAUUAUAAUUUUUCACAUUCCAUUAUAUUUACUAGAUGUCAUUUUUUUAAAAUGGGGAAUGGUUUAUGUACAAUGAGGGGGCUUGUGGGAAGAGUGAGUCCUCUUCUUAAUUAAAAGGUAUGUUGUGAAGCA
Oncorhynchus gorbuscha (pink salmon) is the source of this 5677-nucleotide messenger RNA. RefSeq names its product clathrin heavy chain 1-like. The transcript is spliced from 33 exons. Gene Ontology annotation, biological process: intracellular protein transport; clathrin coat assembly; mitotic cell cycle. Gene Ontology annotation, cellular component: clathrin-coated endocytic vesicle; clathrin coat of coated pit; clathrin coat of trans-Golgi network vesicle. The record is from RefSeq and is a predicted model, not a curated record. The coding region runs from base 271 to 5355 and encodes 1694 amino acids. Gene Ontology annotation, molecular function: clathrin light chain binding; structural molecule activity. Lineage: Eukaryota; Metazoa; Chordata; Actinopteri; Salmoniformes; Salmonidae.